AUGGCAGGACUCUUUUCGAAUCUCAAAUUUAUCCUCUUACCGAAUGCUGAUACUAACCCUCUGAAGUUCUUAGUUAAGUUAAUAGAGAAUGAUGAGGGGACAGUGGUUCGGGAUGUAGAUAGUCUAGAUGAGGAGACAAUCAUUUUAAUCAAUGAUUCUUAUGUUGAUAAUGACAACAAUUUAGUACAAGAAAAUCUCUUUGAGAAAGAAUUUGAGUUAAAUUUUACAGUGGUAUGGAAUUUUAUCAAAGAUCAUAAUUUAAAAUGUUUUAGAAUAAGUUGUAUUACCUCUUCAAUAAAACGUAAAAAGUUCCAGAUCGGAGAGGAACGACUCAUUAAUAUUAAUCCAUCAAGGGAAGAAAACGAAAAUAAGAACGAGGACAAAGAUGGUAAUAACACCGUGAAUUCUGAAGACGAAAUGGAAGGUUCAGACGAAGAGGAGACUAGUGUAGAGUCACUACCGUCACCAAGAAAACAAAGUGAAGCAGAUGAUGUUGAGGAUAUUGCAGGUCUCGAUGAUGAAGAGGAAGUUACAGAUCUUUCGCGUUAUACCACAGGGCAAAAUGAUCUCUUAAUAAAAUCGAUGGGUACAUUGGCCAAAAAAUACAAACUAAAAGGAGAUCAAUUCCGUGCCAGAGGUUACAGAUUAGCAAGGGCUUCAAUAGAAGAGUGUCCGUUCAAAAUCGAAUCAGGAGCGCAAGCACAACAGCAGUUAGCAAAUAUUGGUCCUAGCAUUGCUAAGAAGAUACAACUUAUCUUAAACGUUGGAAGCCUGCCAGGCUUAGAAGAAACUGUUAACUUAGAAACCACUUUGGAUUAUUUUUCCAAUUGCCAUGGAGUAGGUGCGUAUACUGCUAAAAGGUGGCAUUUAUUUAAAUUGAACUCGUUAACUGAUGUCGUAAAGAAGUUCCCCGAUGAAUUGACAAAGGAUUGGCCAAUAUUACUCGGUUGGUCCUAUUAUGAAGACUGGUCAAAGAGAAUACGAAGGAAGGAAUGUGAGGAACAUUUAGCUAUAGUAAAACGCAAACUGGCAAAAAUCGAUAGUAAUUUCCAAGUCGAAUUGCAAGGAAGCUAUGCUCGUGGUGCUGAGACUUGUGGAGAUAUUGAUUUGAUGUUUUAUAAACCAGGCUGUGAUGACACGCGUGAAAUCGGCUAUACUUUGGAAAGGCUUGCAUUAGAAUUAUAUGAGGAUAAAUUUGUUGAAUGCUUUUUACAACUAACGCCAACUUUAGAAAAAAUAUUUAGGAACGUCUUAAAGGAAAGAUUCAAAAAAUGUGGUUUAAAAUAUCCCUCUGACGCAAUUUUUGCAACAUCAAAUAAUAUCAAAAAGUUCUAUCUGGGAACAAGAUUACCAAGACCAGAUUAUCUAAUAAAAGAUGAUCUCGUUGGCUUAUCACUGCAAGAAUGUGAUCGCUACAUGUCAAUAAAUAAAGGAAAGAAUGCCAAUCCUUGCAGAAGAUUAGAUUUCUUCUGUUGUAAAUGGUCCGAGCUGGGUGCCGCAAGAAUGCAGUGGAUUGGAUCUGCAGAAUUUAAUAGAUGGUUGAGGAUACUUGCUAGUAAGAAAGGGUUCAAGUUGAGUCAACAUGGAUUAUUUACCAAUGAAGGUCAAUUAUUGGAAAGUUUUGAUGAGAAAAAUAUGUUUAAACUACUUGGAGUAGAUUACUUAGAGCCUACGCAAAGAAGUGAAGGUAUAUGGAACAAGUAUGUAUCAUAA
Messenger RNA from Naumovozyma dairenensis CBS 421, 1713 nucleotides. It is a transcript of the gene POL4, whose product is annotated as DNA-directed DNA polymerase IV. The transcript has a single exon. Lineage: Eukaryota; Fungi; Ascomycota; Saccharomycetes; Saccharomycetales; Saccharomycetaceae. Gene Ontology annotation, cellular component: nucleus. Gene Ontology annotation, biological process: double-strand break repair via nonhomologous end joining. Bases 1 to 1713 code for a protein of 570 amino acids. The record is from RefSeq and is a predicted model, not a curated record. Gene Ontology annotation, molecular function: DNA binding; DNA-directed DNA polymerase activity.